This is a messenger RNA of Pyricularia grisea, 288 nucleotides long. RefSeq lists its product as uncharacterized. The transcript is spliced from 2 exons. The record is from RefSeq and is a predicted model, not a curated record. NCBI's taxonomy places the organism in Eukaryota, Fungi, Ascomycota, Sordariomycetes, Magnaporthales, Pyriculariaceae. Bases 103 to 288 code for a protein of 61 amino acids.
GCCUGCUCCAAUAGCCUCGCCAAGCAGCCUGAGAUACCUGCAAGCUUUUGUCGGCACGAAACAAACGUCAACUGUUUGACACGGCUAUCCACCUUGGCCACGAUGCUAAGUCACUAUCUCAUCGUGUCUGCAAUUUUUGCCGCUAUUGUGGUUUCCGCCACUGUUCCUGGCUCCCCUGUGGUUUGCCCAGAUGAGAAGAGGGAUGCCAUCCUGCGAGGAGAUCUCAGUCCCGAAGCCUGCUGUAGCUACGGGGUCUGCAAAAAUACGGUUGUUGUCCGGAUGAGCUAG